Suncus etruscus (white-toothed pygmy shrew) is the source of this 3912-nucleotide messenger RNA. RefSeq names its product oxysterol binding protein like 11 (gene OSBPL11). NCBI's taxonomy places the organism in Eukaryota, Metazoa, Chordata, Mammalia, Eulipotyphla, Soricidae. Gene Ontology annotation, cellular component: cytosol; membrane; intracellular membrane-bounded organelle. Gene Ontology annotation, molecular function: sterol binding. The record is from RefSeq and is a predicted model, not a curated record.
AUGCAGGGGCCCGAGCCUGUGUCCAGCAUGAAAGUGUCAGAGAGCGAAGGCAAGCUGGAGGGCCUGGCUACGGCCGUGACCCCCAACAAGAACAGCAGUCACAGCAGCUGCUGGGGGCUGGGCAUCAGUAGCAGCAGCAGCAGCUGUAGCAGCAGCAGCCGCGGUGGCGGUGCCAAAGGCUGGCAGUACAGUGAUCACAUGGAAAAUGUCUAUGGCUACUUAAUGAAGUACACCAAUCUUGUCACUGGGUGGCAGUACAGGUUUUUUGUUUUAAAUAAUGAAGCUGGGCUCUUGGAGUACUUUGUGAAUGAGCAGUCUAGAAAUCAGAAGCCCAGAGGUACUUUGCAGCUUGCAGGAGCUGUAAUAUCACCGAGUGAUGAAGACUCUCACACCUUCACUGUAAAUGCUGCCAGUGGGGAACAUUAUAAACUCAGAGCUACAGAUGCUAAAGAGCGACAACAUUGGGUUAGCAGACUUCAGAUUUGUACGCAACACCACACUGAAGCCAUUGGGAAGAAUAACCCUCCUCUGAAGUCACGGAGCUUCUCACUUGCAUCUAGUGGUAAUUCUCCUAUAUCCCAGAGGCGACCAAGUCAAAACGCCAUUUCUUUGUUCAAACUACAAUCAGUGGGCAAAAGAGCCCACUUACCUCCUGACCAUCUUGUGGAAGUCAGAGAAAUGAUGUCUCAUGCUGAAGGACAACAAAGAGAUUUAAUUAGACGAAUUGAAUGCCUUCCUGCUUCUGGCCAUCUUAGUUCCUUGGACCAGGACCUCUUAAUGCUUAAAGCUACUUCUAUGGCAACUAUGAACUGCUUAAAUGAUUGUUUUCAUAUUCUUCAGUUGCAACAUGCCUCCCAUCAGAAGGGCUCAUUGCCUCCAGGAACGACAAUCGAGUGGUUAGAACCAAAGAUCCCUUUACCAAAUCACUAUAAAAAUGGAGCUGACCAGCCCUUUGCAGCUGAGCAGAAUAAACCAGCAGCAGUUCCUGAAGAGCAGUGUGCUGCAGAAUCUGGACUAUUAGCAGGGGAACCAGAAGAAAUAAAUACAGAAGAUGAGGUGGAGGACACAUGUGACAACAAGGAGGAUGACUUGGGAGCUGUGGAAGAGCAACGUAGUGUUAUUCUACAUCUCCUGUCGCAGCUCAAACUGGGCAUGGACUUAACCAGAGUGGUGCUUCCUACUUUUAUCCUAGAGAAGCGUUCCUUGCUGGAAAUGUAUGCAGACUUUAUGUCACAUCCGGACCUAUUUAUAGCCAUCACUAAUGGAGCCACAGCUGAGAACAGAAUGAUUCGGUUUGUUGAGUACUACCUUACCUCCUUUCAUGAAGGCCGAAAGGGAGCCAUCGCAAAGAAACCAUACAAUCCUAUCAUUGGAGAAACAUUUCACUGUUCCUGGAGGAUGCCGAAAAGCGAGGUAGCAUCCAGUGUCUCUAGCAGCUCUUCCCUUCAGCCUGGUACAAAUCAGGCUCCUCUCUCAGAGGAGGCUUUGAGCCAGGUGGAGUCAGACUGUUAUACAGUCAGAUUUGUUGCUGAGCAGGUUUCACAUCAUCCUCCUGUCUCAGGAUUUUAUGCAGAAUGUGCAGAGAAGAAGAUGUGUGUCAAUGCUCAUGUCUGGACUAAGAGCAAGUUCUUAGGCAUGUCAAUAGGCGUGACAAUGGUUGGAGAAGGUAUCCUCAGUCUAUUGGAACAUGGAGAAGAGUAUACGUUUUCUCUGCCUUGUGCAUAUGCUCGAUCAAUUUUAACUGUUCCCUGGGUAGAACUGGGUGGCAAAGUCAGUGUCAACUGUGCAAAAACUGGAUAUUCAGCCAGCAUCACUUUCCAUACUAAGCCUUUCUAUGGUGGCAAACUGCAUCGGGUUACAGGGGAAGUGAAGCAUAAUCUCACCAACACUGUGGUGUGCAGAGUACAAGGGGAAUGGAAUAGUGUUCUUGAGUUCACUUACAGCAGUGGAGAGACCAAGUAUGUGGACUUGACUAAAUUGGCAGUGACCAAAAAAAGAGUAAGACCUCUCGAGAAGCAGGAUCCAUUUGAAUCCAGACGCUUAUGGAAAAAUGUGACAGACUCACUGAGGGAAUCUGAAAUUGAUAAGGCCACAGAGCAUAAGCGUACCCUGGAAGAACGCCAGCGGACGGAAGAAAGGCAUCGAGUGGAAACAGGCACACCCUGGAAAACAAAGUAUUUUAUUAAAGAGGGAGAUGGCUGGAUUUACCAUAAGCCCCUUUGGAAAAUAAUUCCGACCUCACAAACUGCAGAGUGACACAUGAUAGCUAAACCAAAGGAGGUUCUUCUGUUUACCCUCAACCCUCCCAGAAUGGAGUCAUUGCACUGAGCGACCUGCUUCCUGAUUGCACAGACUGAAAUUAGGUAAACAUGAAUGUACCUUUUAGACCUCCAUAGGACUAUCACAGACCAAAGUGUUCGAAGAAGCACGAUGGACCUCUCACCUCACUGUUCACGUGAUGUGAGCAAUAUCAUCUUGAAACCUUUUACCUGAAUUAUUAGGUGAUUAAUCUUUUUUCCAUUCCUAUUCCUAAAGCUAACUUCAAACCCCCUAUUUUUGCUCGGGGGCAACCGAUAUAUACAGCAGUGAGAGCUCAGUGAUUUUUAUUUCUUUAUAGUGAGAAGUGAAGUCUCUUUCUGAGUUUGUGCUUUGCUUUCUGUCAGUAACUGAAGUAUACACUACUCUUAUAAACAAACCAUGAAGAGGAGAAAGAUGACCUAGAAGUGGAUUCAUCCAUUGUGCCUGAAAUCAGUGUUAAAAAUCAACCUAGUGGUAGUAACAAGGCAUCUGUUCUUUCCAAAAAGACUGCAUCCAUAUGCCCGAGGAACUUGUUCAUUUUCCACCUCUGGAACUCUCUUUUAGAAAAUAUAUUUAUAAAUUGAUUAGAAUUAUAACCAUGAAGAAUUUUUUCUUCUGAGAAUUUUAAUAUACUUGAAAAAAUAUUGACUUGAAAAUUUUCAGAACAAUUUUCAAUAGCUUGGUUUAUUAAACAUUAUACUCAAAAGACACUUUUAAAAAUGUGUUCAUGUCAAUGUAAGAUUUGAACAUUUCUGAGGAACUGAGGCAUUAAAGAACAUAGUAAAUAUUAAAAGAUGAAACUGUUACUAUUUUCUUCUUACCUUGUUUUUUCACUUAUAGGUUGAUAUCCAGUAUUAUGUGCUAUCCCUCUGGAUAAGUAUGCUUUGUCUUACCUGUGGUUGUUCAGAAUUUACAACAGCUAUUCAUACUUGUCAGUAAUUCAAAAGUUAUAUACGUGACUAUCACAUGUAAGGAAGGUAUGAAGAUCGUGUGUAUGUGGGGGGCACUUGGUGUAUUUGUGGGUAUUUUUUUUCCCCCAAGGAAACUCAAAUGCUGAAUAAAGUAUGUAAUAAAAAAUUAUCAGGAUCUAAAAGAUAUCAGGAAGUUGCUUUCAGGUACAAUUAUUUUUUAAAAAUAAGUAUUUUACUGAGGUUGAAUUACUGGCAAUGAAAAGAAUAGUGCUAAUGAUGGCUUUCAUCAUUCAUUCAAGUAUUUAUUGAGCACCUACUGGUGGUGCUCGGCACUUGUUACUGCAAGCUACCUUAAUUUUUCAAGCGUGGUGCCUUACUCUCUUCCUUCUGAUGUGGUCUUCCAAUCAGUGUGUAACAUAUCCUGUUAUUCAUCAGCCAUUGUAGGUGGCUGCAUCUGCUCCAUCAUCAUAAGAAGUUUAAGCUUUGCAUUCUGAUAAAUUGUGUUCUAUUGAAGGAGUUAAGAGGAUGAAAAGAGCAAAACGAUGCUGUCAACAAAUUGUAAAUUAAAAGAAAAUAAUUUGUUUAUGUACAACCUUUUAAUAAUUCCUCAUUCAUUUUUGCUGUGAAAACGCACUGAAAAAAUCUCAAAAUGAAUUAUAGUUUAUGUGUUGGAAGAUUGAAAAAUAAUAAAACUUAAGGAGCA